CGUAGGAGUUGGGAAUCUCUACCCGAGUCGUGCAGAUUUCCUUUUUCCUCUCUUUUGAGAGAGAGAAAGAAGCACCGAGACUGCAAAGGAGAGGCCCCGCCAGGUUCUGCCCGCCUGCAAAGUGUUGCUUUGACAUAUGCUUAUGAUGGAAGUUCAGUGAGAAAUUGUUAUUAUUUUUCCAAGAAACUCCAGAAGGAGAGCUGCUACGGAAGCGACCCGGGGAAGGAAAAAUCCCGUAGGCAGGCCAAUGGUUUUUCGGCAGAGUGCUGGCAAGUUUGUGGAGCACUUUCUAGGAACUAGGUCUUUUUCCUCCCCCUUUAUCUUUUUGACUUGUGAAGAAAGAACUUGCUUUGGAUUGCAAUGGAGCAUAAGAAGAGAGGGUUAGAUGCACUUGAAUAAUCCCUCCAGCUGGGUUGAAUCGGUGGGAAUUUAGGGAGCCCGCGAGUGGAAGCGUAGCAGGCAUUCUGCGUGGAUCUCCAUGUGCCCCAUUCAAGAGCCGUCUCCACCAACCCUUCCGAUCUUGGGAUCUGCUCUGCUUGACUUCGGGCCCUAUCUAGGAAAGUCUAAACUUUGGACCUACCUCUUUUUUUGAUACUUAUUUUUGUACUUUUGCUCUCUGGGAUUGGUUUCUAAAAGCAAUCUGGAUCUCCCUUUUUUAAAAUAUGUCAAAAUGAGUCUGCUGAUGUUUACACAACUACUGCUCUGUGGAUUUUUAUAUGUUCCAGUAGACGGAUCUCGUCUGCGUCAGGAGGACUUUCCCCCACGGAUUGUGGAGCACCCUUCGGAUGUUAUCGUUUCCAAGGGCGAACCCACCACUCUGAACUGUAAGGCCGAGGGCCGGCCGACGCCCACCAUUGAGUGGUACAAGGAUGGGGAGCGGGUGGAGACGGACAAAGAUGACCCCCGUUCCCACAGGAUGCUUCUGCCCAGCGGAUCCUUAUUCUUCCUGCGCAUUGUGCACGGACGCAGAAGUAAACCCGAUGAAGGAAGCUACGUUUGUGUGGCAAGGAAUUAUCUAGGAGAAGCAGUGAGUCGAAAUGCAUCCCUGGAAGUGGCAUUAUUGCGAGAUGACUUCCGGCAAAACCCCACAGAUGUUGUGGUGGCCGCAGGGGAGCCUGCAAUCCUGGAGUGCCAGCCUCCUCGGGGUCAUCCAGAGCCUACCAUCUACUGGAAAAAAGACAAAAUUCGGAUCGAUGAUAAAGAAGAGAGAAUAAGUAUACGUGGUGGCAAGCUGAUGAUCUCCAACACCAGGAAAAGCGAUGCGGGAAUGUAUACCUGUGUUGGUACCAAUAUGGUGGGCGAAAGGGACAGUGAUCCAGCGGAGCUGACUGUCUUUGAACGACCCACGUUUCUCAGGAGGCCAAUUAACCAGGUGGUGCUGGAGGAAGAAGCUGUUGAGUUUCGAUGUCAGGUCCAGGGAGAUCCUCAACCAACUGUGCGCUGGAAAAAGGAUGAUGCAGACUUGCCCAGGGGAAGGUAUGACAUCAGGGAUGAUUACACGCUGAGAAUUAAGAAGGCCAUGAGCACAGAUGAAGGCACGUACCUGUGCAUUGCUGAGAACCGAGUGGGAAAGGUGGAGUCCUCCGCCACCCUCACCGUCCGAGCUCGCCCUGUUGCUCCUCCACAGUUUGUGGUUAGGCCAAGAGAUCAGAUUGUUGCUCAAGGUCGAACAGUGACAUUUCCCUGUGAAACAAAAGGAAACCCACAGCCAGCUGUUUUUUGGCAGAAAGAAGGAAGCCAGAAUCUACUUUUCCCGAACCAACCUCAGCAGCCCAACAGUCGAUGUUCGGUGUCACCAACUGGAGACCUCACCAUCACCAACAUUCAGCGUUCAGAUGCAGGCUACUAUAUCUGUCAGGCCUUAACUGUGGCAGGAAGUAUCUUAGCAAAAGCACAACUGGAAGUUACUGAUGUGUUGACAGACCGGCCUCCGCCCAUCAUUCUACAAGGCCCAGCCAACCAGACACUAGCAGUAGAUGGGACUGCCUUACUGAAGUGUAAGGCCACUGGUGAUCCUCUUCCUGUAAUCAGCUGGCUCAAAGAGGGAUUUACUUUUCUGGGUAGAGAUCCCAGAGCAAGUAUACAAGAGCAAGGGACAUUGCAGAUUAAGAAUUUACGGAAUUCUGAUACUGGCACGUACACCUGUGUGGCAACCAGUUCAAGCGGAGAGACGUCUUGGAGCGCCGUGUUAGAGGUGACCGAAUCUGGAGCAACAAUCAGUAAAAAUUAUGAUCUAAAUGACCUGCCGGGGCCACCUUCCAAACCACAGGUCACUGAUGUUACUAAAAAUAGUGUCACCUUGUCCUGGCAGCCAGGUACCCCCGGGAACCUUCCAGCAACCGCAUAUAUCAUUGAGGCUUUCAGCCAAUCAGUGAGCAAUAGCUGGCAGACAGUCGCCAACCACGUGAAGAGCACUCUCUAUACCGUGAGAGGACUGCGGCCCAAUACAAUCUACUUGUUCAUGGUUAGAGCGAUCAACCCACAAGGUCUCAGUGACCCAAGUCCUAUGUCUGAUCCUGUGCGUACACAAGACAUCAGCCCACCAGCACAAGGAGUAGACCAUAGACAAGUGCAGAAAGAACUAGGAGAUGUAAUUGUCCGUCUUCAUACUCCAGUGGUAUUGACUCCGACUACCGUUCAGGUCACUUGGACGGUUGACCGCCAGCCCCAGUUCAUCCAAGGGUACCGAGUGAUGUACCGUCAGACCUCAGGCCUGCAAGCUACAUCUUCAUGGCAACAGCUGGAUGCCAAAGUCCCCACCGAGAGAAGUGCUGUCUUGGUCAAUCUGAAAAAGGGUGUGACUUACGAAAUUAAGGUUCGGCCAUAUUUUAAUGAGUUCCAAGGAAUGGAUAGUGAAUCUAAAUCAGUCCGCACAACCGAAGAAGCUCCAAGUGCCCCUCCCCAGUCUGUCACAGUGUUGACCGUCGGAAGCCAGAACAGCACAAGCAUCAGUGUAUCCUGGGAUCCUCCUCCUCCAGACCACCAGAAUGGAAUCAUCCAAGAAUAUAAGAUUUGGUGUCUUGGAAAUGAAACACGCUUCCACAUUAACAAAACUGUGGAUUCAGCCAUUCGGUCAGUUAUAAUUGGUGGAUUAUUCCCAGGCAUUCAAUACCGGGUAGAAGUUGCAGCCAGUACUAGCGCAGGAGUUGGAGUAAAAAGUGAGCCUCAGCCAAUUACAAUUGGGGGACGUAAUGAAGUUGUUAUUACUGAAAACAAUAACAGCAUAACUGAGCAGAUAACCGAUGUUGUGAAGCAGCCAGCCUUCAUAGCGGGGAUUGGUGGUGCCUGCUGGGUAAUUUUGAUGGGUUUUAGCAUCUGGUUAUAUUGGCGAAGAAAGAAGAGAAAGGGACUCAGUAAUUAUGCUGUUACGUUUCAAAGAGGCGAUGGAGGAAUAAUGAGCAAUGGAAGCCGUCCAGGUCUUCUAAAUGCCGGUGAUCCCAAUUAUCCAUGGCUUGCUGAUUCAUGGCCAGCCACAAGUUUGCCAGUAAACAACAGCAAUAGUGGCCCAAGUGAAAUUGGAAAUUUUGGGCGUGGAGAUGUGCUGCCACCAGUUCCAAGCCAAGGGGAUAAAACAGCAACGAUGCUCUCAGAUGGAGCCAUUUAUAGCAGCAUCGACUUCACGACCAAAACCACUUACAACAGUUCCAGCCAGAUAACCCAGGCCACACCAUAUGCCACAACUCAGAUCUUGCAUUCCAACAGCAUACAUGAACUGGCUGUUGAUCUUCCUGAUCCACAAUGGAAAGCCUCCAUUCAGCAAAAAACAGAUCUGAUGGGAUUUGGUUAUUCUCUGCCUGAUCAGAACAAAGGUAACAAUGGUGGCAAGGGUGGAAAAAAGAAGAAAAAUAAAAACUCUUCCAAACCGCAGAAAAACAAUGGAUCUGCCUGGGCCAAUGUUCCUCUACCUCCUCCCCCAGUUCAGCCCCUUCCUGGCACAGAACUGGAACACUAUGCAGUGGAACAGCAAGAAAAUGGCUAUGACAGUGAUAGCUGGUGUCCACCAUUACCAGUACAAACAUACCUACAUCAGGGUAUGGAAGAUGAACUGGAAGAAGAUGAUGAUCGAGUCCCAACCCCUCCGGUCCGAGGUGUGGCCUCUUCUCCUGCUAUUUCCUUUGGCCAGCAGUCCACGGCAACACUCACUCCAUCCCCACGUGAGGAAAUGCAGCCCAUGCUGCAGGCCCACCUGGACGAGCUGACAAGAGCCUAUCAAUUUGACAUAGCAAAGCAAGCAUGGCACAUUCAAAGCAAUAAUCAACCUCCGCAGCCCCCUGUUCCACCAUUAGGUUAUGUGUCUGGAGCCCUGAUGUCUGACUUGGAAACAGAUGUUCCAGAUGAUGAUGCUGAUGAUGAAGAGGAAGCUUUAGAAAUCCCCAGGCCACUGAGAGCACUAGACCAGACACCGGGAUCCAGUAUGGACAAUCUGGACAGCUCUGUGACAGGUUCAAUGGUAAAUGGAUGGGGCUCUGCAUCCGAUGAGGAUCGUAACUUUUCUAGUCAUAGAUCUAGUGUAGGUAGCUCCUCAGAUGGCUCCAUCUUUGCCAGCGGCAGUUUUGCACAAGCACUGGUGGCAGCAGCAGAUAAAGCUGGUUUUAGGCUGGAUGGAACCAGUCUUACAAGAACAGGAAAGGCCUUUACCUCCUCUCAAAGACCUCGACCCACCAGCCCAUUUUCUACAGACAGUAAUACGAGUGCAGCUGUGAGUCAAAGUCAGAGGCCUAGGCCCACUAAAAAACACAAGGGAGGAAGAAUGGACCAACAACCAGCAUUGCCUCAUCGAAGGGAGGCAAUGACGGAUGAGGAGGCCCUGGUGCCCUACAGCAAGCCCAGCUUCCCUUCUCCAGGCGGCCACAGUUCAUCAGGAACAGCUUCUUCGAAAGGAUCCACUGGACCUAGGAAAACCGAGGUGAUGAGGGGAGGCCACCAGCGUAAUGCCAGCGACCUUCUUGACAUAGGAUAUAUGGGUUCAAAUAGUCAAGGACAGUUUACAGGUGAAUUGUAGUAACUGAGAGGAGACAGAUGAAGCUGCUCUGAAGGACCAUCAGGUCUGAACUCAUGGAAGUGACGACACUAAACAGUGCAAUGAACAAUUUCUUUAUUUAUGUACUAUUAAAGAACUGUAAAUGCAAUGUAAAGACACACAGCCACACAUAUCCCACAGAUAUUUUACUUGUGUUCUCUUAAUUACACCACCCACCUUAACUCUUUCUUGUCAGGAGUAUAUAAAAAAAGAAAACAAGAUUUGCCCUCCAGGAAAAAAAAAAGGAAUUUCCCUCUGUAUAUAAAUUUUGUUUUGUGCAUUGCUAUGCAAGGUCACUCUUUUUAGCUCAGUUCCAUAUUAUUGUCUGUUCCUACUGGUCUGUUGUACUAUAUGUGAAUUAAUAGGCUGUGGUGCCAUAUAUUAACUUUUAAUUGUGUAACUUUUGUGUUUAAAUUUUGCACUGCAAUUUUAUUUGGUGAUAAGCACAAAUCUCUACUCCUCAUGACGUGAAGAAUAAGAUUGAAUGUGAAGAGAGUUUCUGUACUGUAAGCUGCGUUGGAUAAUGCUGGUUGUAAUCCUGUUAGAUGGUUUUCAUUUGGGGUGUAGAAUAGGACGAUGCAAAGGAACUAUGGUAUUGGCAAAGUCUUCUUGGAACUUUAGGGACUGAUUCAAUACAACAAAGCUGAAAGGUGGCUUUUACUAUUGACAGAAACAGGGGUCAAGAGAAGGAAGUUGAAGUUUUUAGACUGAAUAUGCAUUAAAGUACACAAGUAGCCAAGAUGUACUAAACUUGCUAAAUAAGAUAAAAUUUCUUAGCAUCAAUUUUACCUGUUAUUGUAAUUGACCCAUAUGAGAAUUUCAACAAGCAAAAGAAAAUUAAGCUAUAUCACGAAUUGAUGCAUAAACAGUCUUUUAAAGCAAAUUCUGAAAUACCAUAAUUAAUCUCUCCAGCUCAUUAAGUCAGAAUUUGAACGUCCCUAAGGAAACAAAAUGAAAUGAACUCCAGAAUAUCUAGCUAAUAGUUGAACCAUUAAGACAUACCUGAGCUGCUUCCAAAUGUAAACUCAAUUGCAGUAUCUUGUUUCACCUCUCUAAUACAUGUGCAGCACACUCUGGGGGAUAGAGCUGCAUCACUAAGAUCCAUGACUUUCCUAAAGGAAAAAAAUUGUGUAAUCUAGGUACAAUUUUGUGUUUCCUUUGCUUAGGAAAUCAAGUUGAUGCCACCAAACCUUUGGCUAAAUUGUGUUUGCAAAGCAGUGCUCAGAGUAUGCUCAGUUCUCAGUAAGUAGAUGUAUUUGGAAUAUUUUAUGGUACCUUCUCAGAAAUCAGCUAUAAGCUAAAAUACGUCUAACCCAUUUUUGAAUGAAGAAAUUGAAAAAACAAAAUUGAAAGGAGAAAAAAAAUGCAUGUUUAUACACUUUUGAAAUAAAACCAAACCUUGUAAGUGGACAUUAAUGACAGUAGUCCUGCCUCAUUUGUUUUCACGACUUUGAGAACAAGAAGUUCCUGAACAUCGGGCAUGUAUGCUCAAGAUAAAUGUGACUUUGAGAAUAAAUGUUAGCUAUUGUACAUGUAGAGUCGAUCAGUCAUGUAGAAGAUAUUCUGCCUGAAAUUCCUACUUGUGACGUUUUACCACAUGCUACCCACACAAAGUUUCUGUCUUUACUUUCUCAUAUUUUUUUUCCUUAUGUUUAGUACUUGAUAUUUGGAAAACCAUUCAGUGUGAUGAUGAAUUCUAAAGUAUGUGACCUCUUUGGAAAGGACCCUCAUUCCUUGCAUUAUUGGCUCGGUCACCAAUUUAUGUCCUGUUGUUGUAUGGAAAUUUUACCUAAUGGAGUUGAUUCCGCCUGCUCUGAUUCUCUAAGACUGCAGCAACUCAGGCAAGCAUACCCUGCGAUGCUGAUGAUGGACGGGCCCCAGGAAUUUCUUGGUGCCAUGUAAUUAGUUUCUU
Molecule: messenger RNA, 6932 nt
Organism: Ochotona curzoniae (black-lipped pika)
Lineage: Eukaryota; Metazoa; Chordata; Mammalia; Lagomorpha; Ochotonidae
Gene: ROBO2
Product: roundabout guidance receptor 2
Exons: 28
Coding region: 671-5002 (1443 amino acids)
Molecular function (GO): protein binding
Source: RefSeq, a predicted model, not a curated record